This is a messenger RNA of Mizuhopecten yessoensis (Yesso scallop), 3135 nucleotides long. RefSeq lists its product as uncharacterized. The transcript is spliced from 11 exons. Bases 86 to 2566 code for a protein of 826 amino acids. The record is from RefSeq and is a predicted model, not a curated record. NCBI's taxonomy places the organism in Eukaryota, Metazoa, Mollusca, Bivalvia, Pectinida, Pectinidae.
GAAAGGUUAAAGGUCACAUAUCAAUGGCGGCAACUGUUCGAUCGGGAAGCAUAGAUGAUCAAGUUUCCCUUAUUAGAGUAUCAACAUGGAUCCAAAUGGUAACCUGUUUUUGAGGGUUCAGCAAAAGAUCAAGGAAGGGAAAAAAGGAGAAGAUUAUGAUGGAACACACAGAUUCACACCUUCUGGUGUCAAUCAACAAUCUAGGAAUGAACCUCACACAUCAAAACCUGCUGAUGAGAUACAAGGAACUUCGAGUGGAAACAAUAGUGUGAUUAUCAUUCCAGAUACACCAAGUCCAGUUUUUUCAAGAUUUGUUGGAAAAAGAGGAAAACAAGUUGGAGGUAAACUGUUGAACCACACCAGUGAUGGAUAUGAUGGGACAGGUGAUGGCAAUCGGGGACCUACUAACUCAAAAACUAAGCUGUCGGCUAAAAGUCAAGGGUCAGAGGGCACCUCCUAUAAGAGGUCGAGACCCCCUAGGGAACCAAUGUUAACACCAGAAAAACAUUCAUUACCAUGGAAACAAAAUAUAUCUGAAGGGAAACAUAAUAAUGAAAGUGUACCCAGUUCUAAAGGUGUGUCUAGUUUUCAUAGUAAAUUUUUAGAUGCUAAAUCGAAGAUUGCACUUAGUCCAGGAAAGGUGAAAAUCAGCCCCUAUGUUCCGUCCCAUGGUAUCCAUUUUAAAACAGCUUUUCAGGAAAUGAUGGAGAGAAACCAGGAGAGAUCGAGAAAUGAAUCAAAUCAUGCUGUUCAUAACCAGGAACAGGGUGCCACAAAAUUAUCACAUUCCUCUUCGGGACAUUCAAGGAAACAACAUGACCCUUCCGGACUUACUGAGCCAUGCAACCAUGUCAACAAAAGGAGUGCCAAAUUAAGCCAUCGUAAUUCUGAUAAACCAAGUCACAAACUGACCAUAGAGCAAAGUAAGGGCCAAGACAGUGAAAGACAACACCACAGGAAGACUGCCUGUAAUGUUGGACAAAGAAAGUCAGAGGCAUCUUCAUCCCCCAAAAUUAAACGUGCUCGACUAGAUGGUGGGUUUCAUAACAAAGAAUUCUACAAUGCGUACACCUGGCCCUCGGAGUCCUCCGACAGUGAUGAUAGUGAAUUUGAUUCUGUCGGUUCACAGACACUGCAGGCAAUGUUAGAUCAUAGUUGUAAUCCACAGACUAACAGCCCAAUAUCUGCUGCCCCGGCCCUCAAUGUUACGCCUCCCAAAGUGGACUGGCCGACUCGUGUUCACAGAGUCAAAGACGGGGCAAAGGAAUGUGUCAACCAUGCAAUAGCAAAGCAUGUUCGCCCUAAAUCACCUGUUUCAUCUUUACAUGACAUUACUUCUUCAAGGUCAAGCAAUCAUAAUCCUCAAGGUCCUCAGGUUGACAAUGAAAGUUCAGGAGCACAUAGACAAGAAGAAAAGCUGGAUGGAAAUAAAACAAAAAAUGUUCAUACGAAAGUAAUGAAAAGUGAUCAGAGAGAACAAAUGUCAGGCUGGUUUGAUGAUGGCUUUUCCAGAAUGGCAGAAUCUGAUUGGUCACCAUCUGUGAGUGAGGAGUCAAGGUCACAUUCAAGAAAAAUGGCUUCAGAAAGGUCAAGGUCAAUUCAACUUGCAGCAUUAGAGUCAAGGUCAAAUAAAAGUAAAAAUACAUAUCAAUGUCCUGGAACAGAUCAAGGCUACACACCUGCCAUACAAAAUCCUGAUCUACAUGGGAGCCCUAACCAACCAAUCAUAUGUGAGAAUGUGAAAGAGAGUAAAGCCCCACAAAAUCAAAUAGAGCAGGUCGAAGGGGAUGAAGAGUUAGCCAAAAAGUUGCAGGAACAGAUGGACAUGGAGUUUGCCAUGUCUCUCCAGAAUCUGGAGAACCAGCCCCCAGUGUUUGGAGCAGGAGUGUUCCCUCAUCACGACAUGUCCUUACCGAGCCCUGUGGUAGCCUAUAACAGAGGUCCUGUGGCCGUCGGACAGGGGAGGUGGGCCACAGCACAAAGGGGACGGACCACCUCGCGCUAUCCCGAUUUAGAUGAGGUGGAGGCAUUGCUACGGGACCUUGACGAACCCGAGGAGCGAUUACUUCAGAAUUACCCCCAAAGUCGAGCGAUCACAAGGAACGCGGUCCGGCCACAAUCAGGUCAACAUUUUCUGGAUGACAUUGCUCGUAUCAACAACAGCCUGCUGUCCAUGUUAGAGGGAGGCAGCCCGCCUUUGGCACGACAACCACGAUCUAGGCGUAGAGGACAGAGACGUAUUGCCGCUCCUCGUGGAUUUGAUGUGGGCAGUCCAGCGGAGGGAAAUGACUAUGAGGAUCUGUUAAGUCUGGCAGAAAUGCUGGGUGAUGUGAAGACCAAGGGUCUGACAGAGGCGCAGAGCUCCAGGUUGCCUGUACGUCUAUACCAGGCUAACAGUGAGAAGCAGGAAUCGGAGGACUGUCUUAUAUGCAUGUGCGAGUAUGACCAGGAUGACAGGCUGAAAAUGCUUCCAUGCUUCCAUGAGUUCCAUGAGCAGUGUAUUGACAAGUGGAUCAAGGGAAAUGCCAGCUGUCCAGUGUGUCGUGUAGAGGUCAAAUUGACAUAAAACAGUUUCCAUCAGUUCUGACCAUUGACAACUUUAAACCAGUUUUAGUUGAUCUGUUCUACUGAAUGGGAAGGAAAAUUGAAGAACGAUCAUGAAGUGAAGACAUGAAUCUCUGACUUGGAAGGAGGAAUAUGUCUAACAGAAAUUUUGAUCUCUACCAAAAUGUUAACUUUUGAUGCAUGUAAUGAAAUCAUGGUGUUAAAUAACUUUUGCUAUUGGUGAUGUUCAUGAAAUGAUCUGAUUUGCUGGGAAUGUAAUGUGCAAUUCUCACAUUUAGAGGUUCAUCAUUGUUUGAAAUAUAUAUAAAAGAAAUUCUCAAGUAAUGAAAUAAGUAUUUGAGAAACACAUGUAAUCCAAACAUCCCACAUCAACAUUUUUAAACCUCUUAUGUUAAGCAUGUCCUACAGAUUGAACAUAAGCUUCAAAUUACCAGGACAUCAAACCUAAGAAUUAGAGUUCAGGAUUUAUGGUACAGGUUGGCUUCUCCAAGUCAAAGUUCAAAUUAGACAAAAGGUAUAUACAUAGUUAAACUUUGUACAGGAUUACCUUUCUGCAGUAAUUAAUUAAAA